This is a messenger RNA of Mesorhabditis spiculigera, 1320 nucleotides long. NCBI's taxonomy places the organism in Eukaryota, Metazoa, Nematoda, Chromadorea, Rhabditida, Rhabditidae. The record is from the annotation of a GenBank genome assembly.
AUGGCCAUUUCCUUCAGCAGCGCUCGUCGGUCUCGCGGCCCCUGCAAGAUGUUCAGGAAGGGCGCGUCCAAAGACAAAGUCAAGAAGAAAGGAGAUGGCGGCGGCAAGCCGAAGCCGCAGACACCGCCACCGGCCGGCGACGACAAACCGGCCGUCUCCAACAUGAAAACGAUGCUGCCGAUCGUCUCGCAAAUUGAUGGUGCUAGGCCGCGCGAGAAGAUGACGGACAAGCUGGCGGCGAAGGUGAAGCGAUGCGUGAGGGGAAAGAUGAUGCCGGACCAUCUGACCGACCGCGUCACCGUCGACGUCCAGUGGGGGCAGGCGCGAUCGGUGGGAGCUGCUGAUCAAAGAAGAUCUCGUCGUAAUGCAAAUGUCACCUACCAUUCUGGCGACAUCCUGGUCCAGUGCAACGACUUCCAUUUCACCGGGAACCUGCAGAACAACACCGGCUUUCUGAAGGCGCUGACGAAGAAGGGCAAGAAAACGGCCCGAUUCGAGGUGAUCCGGCUGAAGCGCAAGGUGCCGGUCGACUGGAGCUUAUUGCCCGGGUUUACGAAGCAGGAAGGGAUGGAGUACCACCAAGUCUACCUCUACAACUACAAGGGCAUGCAGGUCGGCCUUGAUGUGCGGAUGAUCGAAGACCCGGAGAUGAACAGGGUCUUUGUCGAAAGGGUGCGCGACAAAUCGGCGGCGGCGGUCUGCCUCGGCUUUGGUGAUCGAAUCAUUGAGCACAGCGGCCGGAUGGUGACCAACGUUCAGGAUCUGCUGAGCGCAUUGCAAACAGAGCUGAACGAGAAGGGGUGGACGAGGAUGACCGUCGAGGUUCCGGUCAGCGACCCCUGCCGCUGCUUUGUCCGCAACAAGCUUUUGGUUGAUCCGUUCGGCCUUCCGACCGAAGGCGGAAUGCCACCGAGAUCGAGCCCGGCCUCUCUGAUGACGCGGUCCAUUUGGCGACGAAGCUGCAUAGGUGGUGGAACGAGGAGAAGCGAAAGCCAUUUGGCCCUGAUUCUCCGUGGAGACGCCCGGCACGGCGAAAAAGACGGAAUCGGUCAAGAUCGCCGACAAGGCAAAGCUUCACCCUGUGCCCAUCGAUGGCAGCAUCCGUCUGCUGACGCGCACGCCGAUGACCAACAAAUUCGACUCGGCCACCGGGGCCAUUGUGAAGAACUUUCGCGUCUCCGAGGACGUCACGUCGUUCCCCAAGGAAAAUACCAGCAUCAAGGCUAUCAACGCCCCGCCGUGGUCUUGAGCGUGAUGCCGUCGUUCCUGCAGACGGCCCGCAACCCCGUCAAGUCGACGAUGCAGCCCACGAAGAAGGGA